Molecule: messenger RNA, 4242 nt
Organism: Anguilla anguilla (European eel)
Lineage: Eukaryota; Metazoa; Chordata; Actinopteri; Anguilliformes; Anguillidae
Product: suppressor of cytokine signaling 2-like
Exons: 2
Coding region: 1612-2244 (210 amino acids)
Biological process (GO): phosphatidylinositol phosphate biosynthetic process; intracellular signal transduction
Cellular component (GO): phosphatidylinositol 3-kinase complex
Molecular function (GO): 1-phosphatidylinositol-3-kinase regulator activity
Source: RefSeq, a predicted model, not a curated record
CACGUGGUAUGAUUCAUGGAAAGUUCCUGGAAAUCGGCCUUUCGUAUGUAUCAACUGUUUGUUCUGGACGGAGCCAAGUCGUUUCAAAACGCAUAUACACGAGCGAGCCAAUUGGAACAGACUGUACCUGCAUCGUGUAAAAAGACUCUGGCAUUGUCGCUGCUUUCUAAAGAUACAUACAGCCUGCAGUUAACAUUUUAUUGUAACAUUUAGGACGGUACAUAUCAUCGUGGAUAUUUGGCUUCCUGUAUAUUUGGCUCAGUGAAAUCCUGGAAAUCGAUCUCUAAAUAUAUGGGGGUUAGCUUAAAGGAGCAGGACUUUGUAAGCUAAUUAGCUUGCUAGCUAUCCUAGACAUGUCGUUUUACAAGUUUAUAGGUGGCAUGUAACUUGUAUAGCUGUAUCAACACACGCGUUCUACCCUAUAUUGUUAUAAUAGUUAAUUUGGCUACUUCUAUAACUAACGAGCGCUUGGCUACACCGUCCAAGAAGGUGGCAAUGCGGUUGUCAUGUUCGUGUUCUAUACUAAGCUUUAACUACGGGCAAUGGCUGUUUGAUUCGAUUGCGUUCAUUUCCGAUCCCAGCAUGGUUCGAAGUCAGCGCCUAUAAUCUGACGUUAAUAUGAAUUAUUUCAGUUAUUUUAAAUAGAUUUUUUAAUAUUACACUAAGUUCUCUCAGGUAAGUAACCUUAACCUGUUGCCACUCAUUUAUAAGCUUGUGUUCACCGUGAAGUUCUUUUUUUUAUUUUUUAUAAAUGUUUGUCAACUUGUUAUCCGUUUAUAAAUGGCUGACGAUGUGUAGCCCAGAGGUGCCCAAUCUUAUCCGAAAAGGUAACUUAUGGUGUGGGUGCAGGUUUUUGUUUUAGCCCAACACUAAGACCGUUGGUAGACCACGGGUGUUAAAUAAUUGAAUCGAGUGUUUCGAUAGUACUGGGCUAAAGCAAAAACCUGCACCCACACCGGCCCCUUCGAAUAAGAUUGGACAGCUCUAGUGUAGCCCAAUAAAAGGUUUGGAUUUCGCAAAAGUCAGCUAGCUAAAUAGAGCUACCCUUUUCGUUAUUGAAUUGAAUUACACGAUUUUAAUUGAUCUUAUCUGUAUUUUAUAGCACAACUGGUGAACUUUCAGUUGGCUAUCAAUGGCUAGUUGAGUAAAAUCAACAAGAUGAUCAUAGUCUGAUAAUAGUAGCCUACUUUCCUGCGCUGCAAAAGUUUCAGCUUCGUUCAAUGCGCCGUUUCGACUGUUUUCACGUAGACUAUACCGACCUGCGUUGUGUAUAUAGCUAACAACUCGUUCGUAAUUCUUGUUCUGUGAUGCUAUAGUGUCAAGGUUUAAUGGCUACAGUAGUCUGUUGGUGACAGCUACUGCCGUAACCGAAUAAAUGCAUUCGAACGUUAGUUUACGGAUAGCUUUACAGGUUCAUGAAGUCAACGCUGAACAUUAAAAUUAAGCAUUGCUUUGUUUCAGGUGGAAAAGCGCUCACGCGUUCUUCGGUAAAAUUGUGGUGAACAUACAAAUUCUUUAAUUGCUACUGGAGUUGUGCUGUUUUUGCGCACGCCUCGACAAAAACCGCACCCCUCUUUGAAUGUAUACCUGCCUGCUCCUGGGACUUCUCAAAUGACCUGCCAUUCCUCCGACUCCGCUGAAACGAUCGAGAACGAGAGGGGAUCAGAGACCGAAUCUGGAGUGGUAGAUUCCGAUCAUAACAGAAUCGCUGCCGCGGUGAGGGAUCUGAAAAAGACAGGUUGGUACUGGGGCCGCCUGACGGCCAAUGAAGCCAAGCGGAUCCUCCAGAACACGCCCGAGGGCACGUUCCUGUUGCGGGACAGCUCCCAACGGGACUACCUCUUCACCAUCUCGGCCGUCACCUCCGCGGGCCCCACCAACCUGCGCAUCGAGUACCGAGACGGCCAGUUCAAGCUGGACUCGGUGCUGCUGAUGAACCCGCAGCUGAAGCGCUUCGACAGCGUGGUGCACCUGGUGGAACACUACGUCCUCCUGUCCCGGACCUUGGGCGGGGGCACCGCCGCCGCCAAGCCCUCCCCCUCCCCCUCCCCGUCCCCGUCCCCGUCCCCGGCCCCGCCCAACGGCGCCGUGCGGCUGCUCAUGACCACGCCCGUCUACGCGGCCGUGCCCUCCCUGCAGCACCUCUGCCGCGUGUCCAUCAACAGGGCCAGCGCGCGGGUGCGAGACCUGCCCCUGCCCGGCAGGCUCCGGGACUACCUGACGGAUUACGCGUACCACGUGUGACGGGUGCGUGAAGGUCGCGAGGCGCGGUCCUCCCCCACCCCCCACCCCCCCCAGACCCAAGGGACCGUAGUUGCAUGACAGACUGCCUCCCCUGUUGGGUAUGCCUGUGUGUGCACUGUGUUCCACACAAGAUGAGUGGGGGAAAAAAGCCCUGUCAUUUUUCCUGUUUUAUUUCCAUUUUAAAUGGUAAUUCUAUUCGGGUCAAUGUUUUUCCAGGCAGGUUUGAAAGUGGAUUUAUGAAAUUAACCAUGAGCAAUAUUCAGAGCCCCUCUUCCCUCUCUUCCCCCUGGCUGAUCUUGCUUGACAGACUUUAUUGAAAGAAUCCAGUAGUAGAAAAGGUGUGGCGUAGCAGUAAACUCCUGUCCAGCACUGUUCUGAUAAAAGGUCAUGACUUUUGCUCCCCCCCACACACACACACACACACUCUUUGUCCCCUGCUACUGUCAAGCACAACAGAUCUGGCAUUUAUUGUGAAUUAUUUUUAGCUUUUGGUAAAUAUUGGGCCUUAUGGUGUUAGCACUGAUUCACAGAGCAUAGGGAGUAACUUGGCUGGUUGAUUAUCUUGCCCAUUUUUCUAAACCGUUAUAUCCAAUGCAAUACUCUGAAUGCUAUACACAUGUAUAGACAUGAAAUUCUACACACUGCAGCUCUGUUUUAGAUGAACUACAUUGGAGUUCUUGCUCUGAUCCUCUCUAAAUGACCAAAUUCUAUGCUGUGCAUAAAAUAUCCACCGGGUGGCACCAUAGCCUUAAUUUAUGGGUCAUUGCAUAAUAUUUGGCUUUCUAAAAAGACAUGAAUUCAUGGUUAAGUUUAAAAAAUAUAUAUAUCUCUGUGGAUGUUGUAUGUAUUUAUUCAAAGAUCUUUGGGUCUUUUUUUUAAAAAGAAUUUUUUUUUUUAUAAGCCAAAUUAUAAUUAUUACUCCCACUUCUCUGAAAGUAAUUCCAUCCAUGUUGUAGCAUUGAGGAUUUUUUAAAUGUUUGCUGUCUCUAGACUGUUUUGCUUUACAUGGCUAACUGUCAUGCCAGGGCAGGUGCAAAUGACUGCAGUACAGUUAUGCCAGUUAUCCUGAAGAUGGAUGCAGCCUGUGAUCCCACCAACUGCCAAAAAAAUAAAUAAAUAAUAAUGGGUGAGAAAUGUCAAAUGUUAUAACUGGUAUCAUAUUUCUCUCUGGGGGGUUUUUUUUUGUUGUUUUUUUUACCCCCUGGUGAUUGGUGUUUAAUUGUUAGUUUCAGCUCUUGACAGAUAUGGAUCCUUGAUAUGAAAAUCACUUGACUGGAUCCCUUUUUUAAUUGACAGAAACUUUAUUCGGUGCAGCAGUCGAACAGAGAGUAACCAGAGCCUUGGCAAAGCUCGGUACGUGAGACCGUUUGACACUGCCUCUACCGAAUGCACUCGCCCAAGAAUAUUCUAGAGCUCUAGAACAUUCUAGAAUAUCUCUGGUUUAAAAUGGAAUGAUGAGCUGAAGGAUUUAGCUAGACAAGUUUAGAAAAUUACACAUUGGUCUCAUCUGAGUCAUAGUAACGUUGUAACAGACAUGCAAAUUAUUUGUGCAAAUAUGAUUAUUAUGCGCAAGAACAGAAUUGUCCUGAAAUUCUGGCAGUGUCUGGUUACAAUAUUCAGCACCAAUUAUACAAUAAGUUACAUUAUUAUAGCAUAAAGGCAGAAUACACUGCAAACAAUAUUACCUGUGAUUUUCUCACUGUACCUGGCAGUAAAAUAUUAACUGGUAUAAUAUAUAUUCAGUCUAUGAAAUUAGCUGACAUAUACCCCAUACCUAUACAUCAUUGAGUUUGGCAUUUUAAAAAUUUGUCACAAAAUCCUUAUGCAAAUUAACUUCUUUACGCCCAACUUCAUGCAAACACAGAAUUCCCACAACCCUACAGCAAUGUUCCUUAAGUUCUUCUGGGCAAUUGGUUCCUUCUGUUUAACUUCUGCUUCACCUUAAUUUCCCUACUUACUGCAUAAUCUAUAAUGAUCCAGCCCAUCACACCAUUUAAA